Molecule: messenger RNA, 1911 nt
Organism: Trametes versicolor FP-101664 SS1
Lineage: Eukaryota; Fungi; Basidiomycota; Agaricomycetes; Polyporales; Polyporaceae
Product: GTPase
Exons: 3
Coding region: 12-1757 (581 amino acids)
Cellular component (GO): mitochondrion
Molecular function (GO): GTPase activity; GTP binding
Source: RefSeq, a predicted model, not a curated record
CGACACCGUUCAUGCACCGCUCUCCGUUGCUCAGACCUGCACGUCUCUUCGCAACCCCUGUAUACUCUGCAAGAUGCUGCCUGAGCACCGCCGCGGAACCUGGGCCGUCCACACAGAGCAAGAAGCCGGCGCGCAUCACGCAGGCAGAAGAAGAUGAAUUGAGGCGCAAGCGAAGGACAGACUGGAAACGCAGGCAGAAUGGCCAAACUUUCUUGGAUCAUACCGUUAUCCAUGUUCGUGCAGGAAACGGAGGAGAUGGCUGCGUAGCCUUCCAUCGCGAACUCUUUAAGCCCUACGGUCCUCCGUCAGGAGGCAACGGCGGUCGUGGAGGCGAUGUCUACAUUCUCCCAACACCUCACCUCACCACGCUAUCAUCCGUACUCGUGCGGCCCCGAGCCCAACACGGCGGCGCCGGCCAAGGCACCUGGCAAAACGGCAAAAACGCCCCGCCACUCAUCAUCAGAGUGCCGUUGGGGACGAUCGUCCGGGAGCUUCCGGCAGACGACCCACGGCGGAGCAAAAACGAGUACGAAGCGGAGGCGGAGGCGCUACACGGCCUAAGUCCACAGGAACGGCGAGCGAAGAUGCGCGAGAAGCGCUGGAGACACUAUCCCGAAUACGCAGACGACAAUGCGCAGCGUGAAGACUUCAAGCACGCCGAACGCGUCUUGUUCGCCCAGGAGCGCGAGCGAAGACACAUGCGCAGGCUACGGUCAGAGAACCCGAUUUUCCUUGACCUCGACAAACCCGAGGAGGCUGCAGAAGCAGCGGACCCCAACGCACCACUCGGACAUCGUCGUGUCGAACCCAUGGGACACCUCGUCGCGCGCGGCGGUGCCGGUGGCCUCGGCAAUCCCGCCUUCCUCGCUCCGACAAAUCGCUCUCCGAAGUGGGCGACCCGCGGCGCGGAGGGCGAACGCGUCUCGCUCUCGCUCGAACUGAAUCUCCUCGCCGACAUCGGACUCGUCGGCAUGCCCAAUGCUGGCAAGUCUACGCUCCUCCGCGCGCUCACCGGUGGCCGGGCUCGCACAGAGGUCGCUGGAUACGCGUUUACAACGUUAAAUCCGAUCGUCGCGGUUGUACGUGUCGCGGAAGACGGCUCAUUCGACGGAGACGCAGAAGGUGUCGUGCACGACAACACGCAAGUCGAAGAGGCGCACGAACGCGCGCUCCUAGACAGCGGGGCAUUCGCGGACACGCUCACCCGCAACCAGCUGCGCGCCGUCGAGGGCGCGAUCGAAGACCCGUUCGCCGCGCUCGAGGCGUUCCGCUUCACCGUCGCGGACAACCCAGGGCUGAUCGAGCGGGCGUCGGCGAACGUCGGGCUCGGACACGCGUUCCUGCGCUCGAUGGAGCGUUCGCACGCGCUGGCAUACGUCGUCGACCUGUCCGCCCCAGACCCGUGGGACGAGCUACGCGUGCUCCAGGCGGAGCUGGAGCAGUACAAGCCCGGGAUGAGCGCGCAGGCGCGCAUGGUCGUCGCGAACAAGGCGGACCUGCUCGCGGGGAGCGACGGCAGCGCGGGCGCGUUGCCGGAGGAGGUCGAGGCGGCGCGGGAGAAGCUGCGGCGCCUGCAGGCGUUCGUGGCGGCGGAGAUGCGGGUGCCGGUGCGGGAUGCGGCUGGGGCGGUGGUCGGGGAGCGGCCGCUGGACGUGGUGCCCAUCUCGGCGAAGCAUAGCAUGAAUUUGAAGAGGGUCGUACGGCUGAUGCGGACGUAUGUCGAGGAGGCGCGGGAGAGGCAGGCGGCGUCGUCUUGAGGGCGUGCGCCUGACGUGCCCGUCUGUCUAGGCGGGAUGUGACUGGAGAUUGUAUGUCGUCCGCCGUGCUGCCGUUGUUCGUGUCCGCCACGCAUGGCUAACCUAGACUUGCAUAGUACAACAUAUUCUUGCAUUAAUGGAACCCUUAAUUCCC